AUGGGUUCUGAACAGGCUCAAUUAGAUUAUAAUUCAUCGAAUGCAUUCCAUGAUCAAAUAGCCACCGUUCAACUGAGUCCAUUUGGUGAAGUUGAAUGGCAUCGAAUAAUUACUUAUUCUCCAAUUUAUAUACAUUGGACCGAUGUUGUACUCGAUAAUAAUCGUCCAAAUGUUUUACCAUCCGUUUAUCGAAAAUCAUCAUUAACAUCACCAUCACGUACAAAAUUAAAUAUAAAAACUGUUGAUAUGAAUAAUUUACGUCUUGAAGAUGAUCAGUUGUUGAAUGAACUAUACGAUAUUCGACGUCAAGGUAGUUCCACUACACCAGGAUUAUCAGAUAAAAAACUAGAUACGGAGACUAUUGUACCAGCAAUACCAACAGCAACAGUUAUGCCACAGAGAAAAUUAGCAACUGAAAAUAGUCUAAAAAAUUCACCGGUACAUACGCCAACUGAAGAUUAUAAAAGGUUAACAGGAUAUUAUCGUGUGAAAUCAUCAGAAAUUAAAGAAAAUAAUGACAAUGUCAAUCAAUCUCCAAAACAUGUUCGAUCUACAACCGCGGUACUUAUCGAGAACACUCAAUCAACUAUUAAGUCUUAUUCUGCACGAUAUCCGGAUUCAAAAGCUGGUAGUUCUACCUAUGUAAAUAGUAUUGGUCCUAUAAAAACGAUUGAAAAUCUUCGAUUAUGUCCGAAACCAAAUCCAAUUAAUGUCGAUUCACUUGGCGUUCAAUUACGCCGAUCGACAAUAACUCGUGAAAGUGUUCUUGAUCGUACAUCACCAUUAUCAAUGACAUCAUCAAAACGUCAUUUAGAAUCACGUCGUACAUUUCAAACAACUAUGACCGAUUUACAUUCAUCACAAAUAAAUAGGCGACGUCAUCAUCAACAAAAAAUAGCCAAUACUAACACACCAUAUACAGAUCGUAUUCAAACAAAUAUUGAACGUUCACAAACAGGUAUUAUUAAACGACAUACAAAACAUAUGUUAAAAAAGAACGAUAUUCAAAUACAUAAACAAAAAAUCAAUUUGAAAACAAUUUUAGUUGAACCAUGGAAUAAACCAUUUUCAUUAAAUAGUAAUAUAGAUGAAUCAAUACCAAAUUCAUUAGAAAUGAUGGAAAAACUUGGUGGACAAUCGACAGCAUUCGAGAAAAAUUUAAAAUUUACUUAUAAUAAGCAUUUAGAACAUUUAAGAAAUAUACCUGUAAGAUAA
Molecule: messenger RNA, 1215 nt
Organism: Didymodactylos carnosus
Lineage: Eukaryota; Metazoa; Rotifera; Eurotatoria; Philodinida; Philodinidae
Source: the annotation of a GenBank genome assembly